This is a messenger RNA of Rattus rattus (black rat), 1515 nucleotides long. It is a transcript of the gene Kat8, whose product is annotated as lysine acetyltransferase 8. Gene Ontology annotation, biological process: regulation of DNA-templated transcription. Lineage: Eukaryota; Metazoa; Chordata; Mammalia; Rodentia; Muridae. The record is from RefSeq and is a predicted model, not a curated record. Gene Ontology annotation, molecular function: histone acetyltransferase activity.
UGGUCGCCAGAAUCACUUCCGGCACUGCAAUGGCGGCACAGGGAGCAACAGCCGCUGUUGCUGCAACAACUUCAGGAAUUGUAGGGGAGGGAGAGCCCGGUCCGGGGGAAAAUACAUCGGUCGAGGGGCCUGCCCGAUCCCCGGGCCGGGUCUCUCCGCCGACUCCGGCGCGUGGCGAACCAGAAGUCACCGUGGAGAUCGGAGAAACGUACCUGUGCCGGCGGCCCGACAGCACCUGGCAUUCAGCAGAAGUGAUCCAGUCUCGAGUGAAUGACCAAGAGGGCCGAGAAGAAUUCUAUGUUCAUUAUGUAGGCUUUAACAGGCGACUGGACGAAUGGGUGGACAAGAACCGUCUUGCUCUGACUAAGACAGUGAAGGAUGCCGUGCAGAAGAACUCUGAGAAGUACCUGAGUGAGCUGGCGGAGCAGCCUGAGCGCAAGAUCACUCGAAACCAAAAACGAAAGCAUGAUGAGAUCAACCAUGUACAGAAGACCUAUGCAGAGAUGGACCCCACCACAGCAGCCUUGGAAAAGGAGCAUGAGGCGAUCACCAAAGUGAAGUAUGUAGACAAGAUCCACAUUGGCAACUACGAAAUUGAUGCCUGGUAUUUCUCACCUUUCCCGGAGGACUAUGGGAAGCAGCCCAAGCUUUGGCUCUGCGAGUACUGCCUCAAGUACAUGAAGUUCGAGAAGAGCUACCGCUUCCACCUGGGCCAGUGCCAGUGGCGGCAGCCCCCAGGGAAGGAGAUCUCGAAGAGCAACAUCUCUGUGUAUGAAGUGGAUGGCAAAGACCAUAAGAUAUAUUGUCAGAACCUGUGUUUGCUGGCCAAGCUUUUCCUGGACCACAAGACCUUGUAUUUUGAUGUGGAGCCCUUUGUCUUUUACAUUUUGACAGAAGUAGAUAGGCAAGGGGCUCACAUCGUUGGCUACUUUUCUAAGGAGAAGGAAUCCCCCGAUGGAAACAACGUGGCCUGCAUCCUGACCCUGCCUCCCUACCAGCGGCGUGGCUAUGGGAAGUUUCUCAUUGCCUUCAGUUAUGAGCUUUCUAAGCUUGAGAGUACUGUAGGCUCCCCAGAGAAGCCACUGAGUGACCUGGGCAAACUCAGUUACAGAAGCUACUGGUCAUGGGUCUUGCUGGAGAUCCUUCGAGACUUCCGGGGCACCUUGUCUAUCAAAGAUCUUAGCCAGAUGACCAGCAUCACCCAGAAUGACAUCAUCAGCACCCUGCAGUCCCUCAACAUGGUCAAGUACUGGAAGGGCCAGCAUGUGAUCUGCGUCACACCUAAGCUAGUAGAAGAACAUCUCAAAAGUGCCCAGUAUAAGAAGCCACCUAUCACAGUGGACUCUGUCUGCCUCAAGUGGGCACCCCCGAAGCACAAACAAGUCAAGCUCUCCAAGAAGUGAAUGGCCUGUGCCCUUCUUUGGAUCUGUGUUUCCUGGCCUCUAACCUGUAAAUAUGUGUACAGACCUGUUUCGUGUCAUUUAUUAAUAAAGCAAAUUCUGCUGGUGUGCUGGA